Messenger RNA from Ictalurus furcatus (blue catfish), 1893 nucleotides. Its product is annotated as zinc finger protein 850-like. The record is from RefSeq and is a predicted model, not a curated record. Lineage: Eukaryota; Metazoa; Chordata; Actinopteri; Siluriformes; Ictaluridae.
AGUGUCCUGAUUCUUUACUCCUCUUAUAAUGAAAUCAGAGUCCAGACCCCGAUCUUUAAGAAAAUCUCCACAGACUCCUGCUGCUACUGGCUCAGAGAUGUACCACUGCUCAGAUUGUGGGACGAGUUUUGCUAAAAGUCGUCACAAGCGCAUCCACACAGGAGAGAAGCCAUUUGACUGUUCCCAGUGUGGGAAGAGUUUUACUGUUCAGAGUACUCUCCAACAGCAUGAGCGCAUCCACACAGGGAAGAAGCCAUAUUACUGUGGACAGUGUGGAAAGAGUUUUACUCGUCAGAGUAGUCUCCAACAGCAUGAUCGCAUUCACACAGGAGAGAAGCCGUAUCACUGUGGACAGUGUGGGAAGAGUUUUACUGUUCAGAGUAAUCUCCGACAGCAUGAGCGCAUUCACACAGGAGAGAAGCCGUAUCACUGUGGACAGUGUGGGAAGAGUUUUACUGUUCAGAGUAAUCUCCAACAACAUGAGCGUAUCCACACAGGGGAGAAGCCGUAUCACUGUGGACAGUGUGGGAAGAGUUUUACCCAACUAUGUGAUCUCCAACGACAUGAGCGCAUCCACACAGGGGAGAAGCCGUAUCACUGUGGACAGUGUGGGAAGAGUUUUACCCAACUAUGUGAUCUCCAACGACACCAGCGUAUCCACACAGGGGAGAAGCCGUAUCACUGUGGACAGUGUGGGAAGAGUUUUACUUAUCAAAGUAAUCUCCAACGACAUGAGCGUAUCCACACAGGAGAGAAGCCGUAUCGCUGUGGACAGUGUGGGAAGAGUUUUACUGUUCAGAGUCAUCUCCAGCAGCAUGAGCGCGUUCACACAGGAGAGAAGCCAUAUUACUGUGGACAGUGUGGGAAGUGUUUUACUGUUCAGAGUACUCUCCAACGACAUGAGCGCAUUCACACAGGAGAGAAGCCGUAUCACUGUGGACAGUGUGGGAAGAGUUUUACUCGUCAGAGUCAUCUCCAACAACAUGAGCGCAUUCACACAAUUGAGAAGCCGUAUCACUGUGGACAGCGUGGGAGAAGUUUUCGUUACCAGAGGGCCUUCCACAGCCACCAGCAGAGUCAUACAGGACAGAAGCCGUAUGUUUGCUCAGAUUGUGGGAAGAGUUUUUCUAAAAGUCAUCAUCUCAAAUAUCACAAGCGCAUCCACACAGGAGAGAAGCCAUUUGACUGUUCCCAGUGUGGGAAGAGUUUUACUCGUCAGAAUCAUCUCCCACGACAUGAGCGUAUUCACACAGGAGAGAAGCCGUAUCACAGUGCACAGUGUGGGAAGAGUUUUAGUUGCCAGAGUAAACUCCAACAACGUGAGCGCAUUCACACAGGAGAGAAGCCGUAUCACUGUGGACAGUGUGGGAAGAGUUUUACUUGCCAGAGUAAUCUCCAACGACAUGAGCGUAUUCACACUGGACAGAAACCGUAUCACUGUGGACAGUGUGGGAAGAGUUUUACUGUUCAGAGUUAUCUCCAACGACAUGAGCGCAUUCACACAGGAGAGAAGCCGUAUCACUGUGGACAGUGUGGGAAGAGUUUUACCCAACUAUGUGAUCUCCAACGACAUGAGCGUAUCCACACAAGAGAGAAGCCAUAUCCCUGUGGACAGUGUGAGAAGAGUUUUACUGUUCAGAGUCAUCUCAAACAACAUGAGCGCAUCCACACAGGGGAGAAUCCGUAUCACUGCUCCCAGUGUGGGAGAAGUUUUCGUUACUAGAGGACCCUCCACAGCCACCAGCAGAGUUAUACAGGACAGAAGCUGUACCUCUGUGGACACUGUGGGCGGAGCUAUUCUCAUUCAAGUUCAUUAAUGACACACAAGUGCUCUGACAUAAAGCCAUGAGAGUUAGCCACGUGAAUUUGUCAAAUUUAGAUACAUGUUUUAAA